Molecule: messenger RNA, 13641 nt
Organism: Ostrea edulis (European flat oyster)
Lineage: Eukaryota; Metazoa; Mollusca; Bivalvia; Ostreida; Ostreidae
Exons: 73
Coding region: 520-12582 (4020 amino acids)
Biological process (GO): heterophilic cell-cell adhesion; establishment or maintenance of epithelial cell apical/basal polarity
Cellular component (GO): plasma membrane; protein-containing complex
Molecular function (GO): protein binding; calcium ion binding
Source: RefSeq, a predicted model, not a curated record
CUUGCUCCAUCUUAAUGUGAAUGUGAUCAAGCUCUACCCUUCUCUUAACCUCGCACUGUCUUCGUGUGUGUAACCUUCUGUGUUCUCUUCACAACUAACCCCGAGCCGUUUUUAUUUCAUUUCACGAAGGAAAUUUCAGCCGAUUUCAAUGGAAUGAAUAUUCUAUACAUGUAUUUGAUAUUUAUUUUUAUUCUAUAAUUGCAAAGUAGAUGUCAUCAAUGUUUUUUUCCUUUUCAAAUACUAGUACAUGUAUACACAUGAAAGAGAAAAUAUACAUUGAGGUAAAUCGAUAUAGUUGUACUAUAUGCGCCAUGAUGAUUUUUAUCGAUACUGCGCAGCAUUAAAAUAACACUAUGUAAAGUUCUAUUCAGUGAGCCUCCAGUAUUUUUAAACAUGAUACUUUACCCUAGUCAAAUGUCCCACACGAAUGCGCAGUCACCCGAGCAGAAAGAUUGUAAUUAGGGCGGGAAGCAAAUCGCCACCCAUGCUAUAGUAUUCCCGAGGACACCGAGGAGUAAAAUGAAUUAUCCGCGGACGUUCUUUCUUUUCCUAUUCCUUUUCCAGGUGGGGACGGAUGAAUGCCUCGGUCACAGUGAUGGCGUUAUGGGUGAUAUUCAGUUCAAGUGUCCUACUGAUUGCGUAUUCUAUCAAGGUUACUGCUACAGGAAGAUGACAGUCCCGAUGACAUGGGAGGACGCUAUGACAACCUGUUUACGAUCCGGAAUGUACCUCACCUGGAUAGAAGAUGACAUUGAAAACGAAUAUGUCGCGACCAAAGUGAUGUCAAAUAUCCCCCAGUAUUGGAUAGGCCUGUCUAAAACACCAACAGCAGGUCAAGAGGAAAUUGUGUGGUCUCAGCAUAGGAUGUCAGAAAACAAACCCAUCGCAUUGGUUGAGGGGCUAUGGAAAAACUUGCAACCGAUGGAAUUCACAGGCGAUUACCAAUGUGUUUCCACCUUGAAAGAUAAGGAAGACAACCACUGGACUGUAACAAACUGUAGAGAGAAGCUUCCAUUUGUCUGCAAGCUCAUGGGAGCACCUAACCCUCACGAUAUAAGAUUUUGUGGAAAUAGAGGCUACAUACAUAAGAAUUGGUUAUGUGAUGGACAGAAUGACUGUGGAGAUAUGUCGGAUGAAAAUAACUGUCCACAGUUCUGCUCUGAAUUAAGAACAGUAGAGAAGGGUGGAACAGGCUCAGUAACAAUGUCUACAAGUCAACCAACAUAUACAAACAAUGCCUUCUGUACCUGGACUAUACAGGCACCAGUUGGUGUUAGAAUUAAGGUCACAAUAAGUAGCACAUUUCACCUGGAGGAUAAUGCUGAUGUGCUCCGCAUAUGGACUGGGGGCAUAACGUUGAAAGAGAGUAAUUUCUUGGGGAGCUUAACAGGGAAUCUUCAAACACAGCAGGAAUUUUACUCCCAGAAUAAUUAUAUUAUCAUGCAGUUAAGCAUGGAUAAUUCUAAUGUCCGAGGUGGAUUCACUGCAGACUAUACAACAGUUGAUGAGACCAAAAUUUGGAAUGGAAUGAAACCACUAACAGCCAACAGUAGCUGGCAGACACUGGAAUCACUGCUGUAUGGCAAAGCUGUUUCAUUUGGGUUACAGUUGGAGUGGUUAAUAGUAGCAGAAUCAGAUAAUAUUGUAUCAUUGGAGUUCACAGAAGUGGAUCUUCCUACGAGCAGUUCCCUGAAAAUCUAUGAUGGAGAGGGUCUUACGGCACCUCUUGUUUUUUCAUUGGACAAAACUCCUGAAGAUCCCAUAUACAUUUCUCAGAAACAAUCUGUAAGAAUUGUGAUGUCAACAGAUCACCAUGAGUAUGCAAAGUAUCGUGGCUUUCAGCUCAAAUAUAAACAAGGCUGCACUCUGGAAUUGAAACAAGAAGGAACCAUUUAUUCACCUGGAUAUCAAGUGAACAGUUAUCCUUCCAAUGUGACUUGUACAUGGGUCCUGACACGAAACAGUGGAGAAACCAGACCUAUUUCCCUUCGUUUUUCAGAAUUUAAACUGAAGUCUGAUUCUGAUUUUAUAGAGAUCUACAAUGACACGGCAGGAACUGCUUUGCAUACAGGAAGUGGAUUGACGGGAACCAAUGCUAUUACAGAAAUAUUUAGUUCUACUGAUGGUCAUCUAAAUGUGACUUUCAAGUCCAAUCUGGUUUUGGUGGAAAAAGGAUUUAAAGCUGAAUUUUCUGUUGAUUGUCCCAUGUUAACACUGUCAGAGUGGACAAUCAAUUCAAAAUCAGAAAAGUACACAGCCUUGCACACAGUUAUCACUCUAUCAUGUAAGCCAGGCUACUCAUUUAAACAAGAGGAAUAUAACAGGAAGAGUUCUGUUGAUCUGAAGUGUUUACCUGGAGGAAAUUGGAAUCGACCCAGAAUACCUGAUUGUCAAAUUACAUACUGCAGUACCCCGCCAGCUGUUCAAAAUGGAAUAUUGAAAGAAGCAACAGGCCCAAAAGUGGGAGAUAAUGCAACAUACGAAUGCAAUGGAGGCUUCACUAUAGGUGGCUCACCUGUAAUACAGUGUAAGGAGAAUGGAAUGUGGGAGACAGCACCUCAAUGCAAUGCUCAACAAUGCAGUCCAAUAACUAAGCCUACUAAUGGAGAAGUAAAUACAACUGCUGGGAGUGGUACAGAAUAUGCCUCUGUGUUGAUGUUUAGCUGUGAUCCAGGAUAUGACCUCGUAGGAUCUGUAUACAUCCACUGCAAAUCAGACGGCAACUGGUCGCAUCCUGUCCCAACUUGUCAGAAGAUAAAAUGCCCCAUACCACAGGUAAUGUAUGGUAUGGUGGAGGCUAGUGGUGAUGUAGAGUAUGAAGGGAAGGCCAAACUCAACUGCAGUUCUGGAUUUAUUGUGAAUGGCACUAAUAGUUAUCAAAGAGAGGUCACUUGUGGGAGUGAUGGACUGUUUUUAGCUCUGGAUCCUUGUGUCAACAACGAUGAAUGCACAUCUAAUGAUCCAUGUGUUAGUUUUUCUAACAAUGAGUGUGAAGAUACCUUUGGUUCUUAUGUAUGUAAUUGUAAAGAUGGUUAUGGAAGACCACGAGCAACAGGACAUUGCACAGAUAUUGAUGAGUGCAGUAAUGAUAAUGGAGGAUGCAGUCAAAACUGCGAAAACAGCCCAGCAGGCUCAUUUCGCUGUGCCUGUGAUGUGGGAUAUCAGUUGUAUACAGAGGUGGGCUUCAAUAACAUCAGCUUGGCAGAUGGAGAAACUGGGACAAAAGCAGGAGAUAAAAUCAGAGUAAACUAUACAUGUGUCCGGGCUCAAUGUCCGACACCAAUACCUCCUACAAAUGGCAAGAUACUGAGCAACAAGCAAUUUUUCUACUACGAGGAUGAAAUAAUGGUGGAAUGUGACCAUGGCUACUUUCCAGAUCCUCUGAAGACUAAAUUGAAAUGUGACGUGGAUCAGAGCUUUGGGAAGUGGUCAACUGAUAUGACAAAUUGUACAAAGGGAACCUGUAUGACACCUACUCUUAAUUCAGAUCCUAAUUACAAUAAGAUUUUCCCAAGUGAGAAUUCAGCUGUUGAAUUUGGAACUGAAGUUAUCAUUGAGUGUAAAUAUGGAUCAAAAUUUCGGAACCUGUCCUUGUAUUGUGGAGAAAGUUCGCUGUCUAAGUAUGAUCUUCUUGGAGACAAUCUUACAUGUCCAGUGAUUGACUGUGGGACUCCAGAGCAGGUUCCUGGUGCCAAUCUGUACAGCUAUACCAAUACACUUUUUGGUAGUACAUUCAACUUUAGCUGUCAGUCUGGUUCAAUUCUUAGUGGAGAGUCAGUGAAUGGAGACUACAGAGUCACUUGCCAGGAGAAUGGACAGUGGAGUUUUGGAAAUCUCACAUGUACAGGUGGGCGUUGCACAGAUCCAGGCACACCAGGGGGAGCUUUUCAGGUAGUCAGGAGCUAUGAGGCUGGGGAAAUCCUUAGUUUUAGAUGUGAACGUUCAGGAUAUCAACCAGUGCCAUCAUCGCCUUUCCUGUGUGAAGAACGAGGAACUAACAAUGCCACUUGGAAUUCCACUACAUCACCAUUACCAAUGUGCACAGAUGUCACUCCACCAAUGUUCAAAAAUUGUCCUAAGAUCAUCUACAUUGAUAAAAUGGACGCUGUUAGUUUUGUUGUCCCGACAGCAACAGAUAACUCGGGGCUGGUGAAGAAUGUGACAGUGGAUCUUUCUAACUUCAAACCUGGAACAGUGAUAUCUAAUGAUACAAAUGUCACCUAUACAGCAGUGGACAACAGUGGAAACGUUGCAACUUGUACAAUCAGCUUCAUCCUCAAAGAUCGCCAGAGACCUGGAUUGAUUUGUAAUGCAGACAGACCAAUAAAACUCUCUAUAAACACAAUAUCCGGAGCUACAAUAGAUGUAUUUGACUAUGUCAGUAACAUUUCUGCGUUGAUAUAUGAGCCUGGUCGCUAUAUAACUGUUGACACAUCAACCCUUAGUGCUCCACAACAAGUUAAAGUUACUGCAAAAACUCGGUGGGGUACAGAAGGAAAUUGUUCGUUGCUGAUAUAUACCGAAGCUGAAGUCUGUUUUACGGAGAGCUUGUCACCUGUUAGCAAUGCCAAAAGAGGGAAUUGUCUAACUUCUGAUGGAAAUAUAACAUGUCCUUACACAUGUAACGAUGGAUAUGUUUACUAUGAUGGAAACACUACCAAGACAUACUCUUGCUCAGGAAAAAAUAAUUGGUCUCCCUCUUCUAAACCUGAAGACUGUUUACCGACUCAGUCUCCAUCCUACAAAGCAGAGUUUCAAGUGAAAUAUGCGAUCGGUACAUUAGCUGCACCAUGCUUAGAUGCCUUUGAGAAGUCUAUAGCUGCAUCUAAUCUUACAAUUGCUGGAAAGGUGGAUACUACGUGUAAUGCCUUGGAUGUAGGAAAGUUUGUGAUUAAAAGUUUCACAUCCACGUCAUCAAAUUUUGAGAUUGAUGUUGAAUUCAAAGGUGAAUUUCUUGGAAACAAAAGUGAUUUCAAUAGAAACCUCUGCACAAAUUUAGUGGCAGCAGUAUCAAGCAAUUUUCUACACUCAACAUCAGUGCAGUGUCCAUCAGAAACAGCAUCAGUGGGAAUCACAUCUGUGACAAAGACAGAUUCAGGAAAUAAAUGCUCGGAAAAUAUGAAUCUUAUAAAUACCAACUCUGGAAAUCAACAGUGUGUUCCAUGUCCACAGGGGAUGUAUUUCACUGCCAGCAGCUGUCGGACAUGUCCGGAUGGGCAGUAUCAAGACGCAGCAGGCCAGUCAAUGUGUAAAGACUGUCCAGCAAAUACUGUAUCUAGGGAUGAUAGAACUGGAUGUACAGCCCAAUGUCCACUGGGCUCAGUCUCAGAGGAUGGAAUGACUGGUUGUCAUCCCUGCAAAAAAGAUGAGUACUGGAUGAAUGCUACACAUUGUGAACCAUGUCCAGCUGGUUAUGUCACAGACCCUCUGCUAAAUGGAGCAACUAAUAUUGGAGAAUGUAAAGCUCCUUGUCCAGCUGGAAAGUACUCCCUGAAUGGGUAUGAACCAUGUGAAGUCUGUCCCCUUCAUCACUACCAAACAGAUGAGGGAAAAACAAUGUGUAGCGAAUGUUCACAGGACAAAAGGACUCUAACAACUGGCAGGAAUAGUUCCUCUGACUGUGACGUCUUUGAUCCAGCAGAAUGUAAUACAACAAAGAAGAACUGUGGAAAUGGAAAAUGCCACUUUCUAAACCAUGAAGCAGUUUGUGCUUGUGAUGAAGGAUACAGUGGUAAUUCAUGUGAAACUGCCCUUGAUGUUUGCCAAUCCAUGCCUUGUUUUAAUGGAGGAACCUGUGUUCAAGAUGGCAGCAGCUUUAACUGUACAUGCCCUUCAUUGACAAGUUGCAUACUGCAGGAAUGGAGUGGUAGUUUUGUUGUUGAUGAUGCUGAUUAUGAAAGAACACAAAAGAAGUCCCUCGCUCUCUGUAAACAAGAAUGUGAUCAAGACGAGAAAUGCAAAGCCAUGUACCACCUGCAAAGCUUUUGCUUCAUCAUAUACAAAGAUGUUUCUCCAAAAGCCUACGCCUCUGGAGAUUCUAAAUACUUUUACAAAAUCUGUAAUCACACAUACUUGUUUAGUGGUAAGCAGUGUGAGACUGACUUGAAUGAUCAGUGUAAACCAGACAGUUGCAGCUCACAUGGGAUGUGUCAAGACAAAGCAGAUGGUCAACCUGUCUGCCUGUGUCCUAUUGUUGGGGAAUAUUCUCAACCAAGAUGUGACUUGGUGCAGAAUCUGUGUUCACCGAACCCUUGUCAGAAUGGUGCUAGUUGUGUCUCCUGGGGUGCUGUCAGAAGACAGUGCAUUUGUAAAGCAGGUUACUCAGGAGUGAACUGUUCAGUGAAUGCAAAUGACUGUGAUUCCCACAGAGAUGGUUGUUUGUAUAAUGGUACAUGUAAUGAUGGUGUCGAUAGCUACACCUGUGGCUGCAGGUCUGGAUUCAGUGGAAGACAUUGCCAGGUCACCAAAAAUUUCUGUAGCAAUACACCAUGUCCAAAUGGUGGAUGUGUUAAUGACUACACAACACUAGCACCUAAAUGUUUCUGUGAUUACCCAUACCAGUUAGGAAGUAAUGGUAAAUGUGAGUUGAUGGAUUUAUGUAACAACACUGUCUGUAACAAUGGUACUUGUGACGCACAGACAGGAAAGUGUAGUUGCAAUCCUGGCUAUGAAGGUUCUUCCUGUCAACACAGUGAAGAUGACUGCAAGACUAUGCCUUGUAAAAAUGGAGGGAAAUGUGUAGAUGGACACCAAGACUACACUUGUGAGUGUGUCUUAGGAUUCACAGGGAAGAAUUGCGAUGAGGAUCCAAAUGAUUGUCCAGGAUCCUGUGACAUGACAAAAACAGCAGAAACUAAAGAUAAAAUCAAUGGCUGUGAAUGUGUUUGUAAACCAGGAUAUACCAGCAAUAACUGUUCAGAGGAGAUAGAUGAGUGUGCCAGCUUCCCUUGUAAACAUGGAGCCAUGUGCACUGAUCGCAUCAAUGGUUACCACUGUAACUGUUCAGAGGGCUGGAGUGGGACCAACUGUGACCAGCAGAUUGAUUUUUGUCAAUCCACAUCCAAUAAGUGUCUGAGCGGAGAUUGUUACAACUUAAUUGAUGAUAAAUACUGCAGAUGCAGCGCUGGUACGCGGGGUGACACAUGUGAAGUUAUCCCUGAUGUGUGCAGUAUUAUCUCCCCCUGUUCAACAACAGGCUCCUGUAAAAAUGUUAAUGGAACAGCAUCAUGUUCAUGUCAGACUAACUAUGCUGGAGAUUCAUGUCAGCUGAUAAAAGACUUCUGCACAGCAACCACUAAUUGUUUGUAUAACAGCAUGCCUAAUACAGGAACUUGUACCAAUCUGGAGAGUGGAGGAUUUGGAUGUACAUGUCAGUCAGGUUACUCAGGAACUUCUUGUCAAACUCAGACUACCUUGUGUUCCACAUUGAACUGUGGCAGUGCAAUGUGCAAUGAGGAAAUAGGUUGUUACUGUCCAGAGGGGAAAGUCUUGGCUGAGAAUAAAGCUUGUAAAAGUCCGUCAAGCGAUUUUGAUAUGUUAUUUGAUAUCCAGAUGGGAGAUGAGGGGGCAUCUACUAAAGCUGUCUUACCCGAUGUCUCCAGUGAUUUGUCUUUCAUGUUGUGGGUUAGAUUCAGUAAAGAUCAAAAGGAAACUGAAGAUGCUCUGCUGUUAAAACUUGGGGAUUUCAUGGAAGUUAAGAACAACACCAUUGUAUUUAUGAAUGCAACGAAAACACACACUGUUGAUAUUGAGUACAACGGAGCUCCGAUUCAAAUGGAUGAUGGUGGCUGGCAUUUUAUUGUGGUGUCUUGGAAGCAGAAUGGAAACACUUUGAUCUUGGUGGAUAACAUACAAAUUUCUGAUGACAACUCUGUAACAAUCACACUUCCCAAAGUGUUGAAUGUGGAAGUUGGGAAAAAGUUUGGAGGAAGACUGUCACAAGUAAAGUUAUGGGCUAAUAGCUUACAGAGUAGUGACAUGUUCAAGCUUCACAAUAACAAGGACUAUGUGCCUGCUGGGUCCGUGGUCAUUUAUGGUUGGUACAACUACAAGAUGAGCAAAGGAGUAGUUAAGAAGAUCCCUUCACAAAUUCAGAAAGAUGUUUGUGAUGUUCCUGCUUGUUCACAGUCAGAUAAAAUCAAACCUAUGAUAAAAGGAUGUGCUUCAGACAGUGCCACAUACUCUCAAAGUAGAAUCUUUGAAUUCACACAGCCAAGAUUUGACUCCAUGUUUGAUGAUUUCAAUGACAGCUUGUCUUUAUCCUCACAUCCAAAAAGUAAUACCUUUACCUGGGGUGGUUACGACUUGUUAUUUGUCGCUUCUGAUAAUGAUGGAAAUACAGCCAUGUGCCACAACAAGCUGUAUGUUAAAUAUAAUACUGACUGCCCAGCUCCAAGAACAUCCUCCCCUUCGUCAAUUAAGUAUUGUACCUCAAGCAAAAAUAUUUGUGAAUUUAAAUGUACUGGUACCCAAGAGCUAUCUCGCCCUGCUCCAAAAUAUAAGCUGUGCUCUGAGCUGGGUGUGUACAAUCCGUUACAACCACAAGAGAAGUUUGUGUUGCCAUCUUGUGGAGACACAAAUGUGACUACAAUUCAAGUCGAUGUCUCCAUGAGGUAUUCUUUUGUGGUCUCUUGUUCAGAGACUUUUGAAUCAUCGAUGAGAAGUGCUCUACAGACAGAUUUCCAGACUUCAGUAUUAAAUGCUUGGAAUAAUGUGUGUACAACAUCUGCAUGCACCAAUGUGGAAAUCACCCCAGCCUGCGUUUCUGGCACCCAAGAGAUGAUUGUCACAAUGAAAAUUAAGAAUUUAAGAAAUGGAAUCACAAGGAAGCAAACUGGAUCUGACACCUACACACCAAAAGAAGUCUUCAGGGUCUUGAUAUUUGAAGAAACUGUAUUUAAAUCUGAGGAUAUUGGUGGAGCAAAGGUGCUCAAUAACCAAGUAGUUAUUACAGAUAUUAUCUCGUGUCCAGAUGGCUACAUGGUUAUAGGAGAUAGAUGUGUGGAGUGCAGCAAAGGAACAUUUUACAAUAGCACAAGUCAAAACUGUGAGUAUUGUCCCUUGGCAACUUACGGAAAUGCAGAUGGAUUAACUACAUGUACACCCUGCGGAUCUGGGAAAACUACUCUAGGAGUUGGUUACUAUGAUGGUGCAGAUUGUGUGGAUGAUUGCCCAGUGGGACAGUUUUGGAAAAGUACAUUGUCACAAUGUGCACUAUGUCAGAAACACUUUUAUCAACACAUGACUGGACAGGACUACUGCCUGCCAUGUCCUCUAGGCAAAAAAACAAGUGGAACAGGCUCCAAUAGCUCCUCACAGUGUUACGAUGAUUGCAAAGAGGGAACGGAGCUGAAACCAGAUGGAAAUUGUGUGCCCUGUCAGCGUGGAUACUUUCGCAGUUUUCUGGAGGAUGUUUGCACUCUUUGUCCAGCAGGAAAGACGACUGCUAAGGAGGGGGGUGCUGCAAGUUCAUCACAAUGUGAUAUCACAAUCUGUUACAAUGGAACAUAUCGUAAUUCAUCAAACGUAUGUGUUCCAUGCCCUGUUGGAGAAUAUCAGUCAAUGGAUCUCCAAGAUAGCUGUCAACAAUGCAAAACAAACUAUACAACAGAGUCUGUUGGAAAAAACAACAUCACAGAUUGUAAAUUUUAUUGUCCAAAGGGAUAUGACAUCUUGGAUGCAGCUAAUGAGACUUGUCAGUCAUGUGAAAGAGGAUAUUAUAAGGACAAUAUGAAUGUGUUCAGUACAUGUAUGCAGUGUCCUCCUGGCAACACAACAGAAGGAAUGAAAGCCACCAGCAGUGAUAACUGUUCUAUCAGUAUAUGUAGCAGUGGUCAAGAAUUAGAUCAGUUUGGUGCUUGUGUUGAUUGUGAAUUGGAUCAGUACCAGAAAAUAGAUAAACCAACAUCAACAGACAAGUGUGUGAUGUGUGAAGCAUCCCAAGGCACAAAGCAGAAAAUGUCCAACAGCUCAUCGGAUUGUCUUCCUAUGUGCUCAGAAGGAAAUUUUCAUAAUGCAACAUCAAAUGCCUGUGAGCUAUGUCCAAAAGGAACAUGGAACAAUGGAAAUUUCACCAUGAAGUUUGAGAGCUGUGUUGCCUGCCCAGUCAACAUGACCACCACUGGUCCUGGAAUGAUAUCUGCAGAUAACUGUACUCUGUUGGACUGUAGCCCUGGAUCAUACAUCAGUGACAUGGAUUGUCUCCCUUGUGACUUUGGAACCUAUCAGCCAGAUCGCCACCAAACAUCCUGUAUUGAUUGUGGAACUAAUCUAAAUACCAGUGCAGUAGGAGCCACAAGUCAGACAGAUUGCCAGAUUUUCUGUCCCGCUGGUUUUGAAGGACAAGAUAACUGUACUAACUGUCAGACAGGAUUUGUCAAAAAUACAGCAGGAAUCAGCAAAUGUUUGGAAUGUACUGGCAACUAUACAUCAAAUAAGGAGCACACAAUUUGUGAUGAAUUGUUUUGUGACAAGGGUUUCUACAUAAACACUCAUCAAAACAUGUGUAUGCCUUGCGAUAUUGGAUAUUACAAGAAAGACAGAGGAAACACCGCCUGCUCUAGAUGUCCAGAGGGAUUUUUAACAAUGGAUAUGGCUUCUACAGCUAAAGUGGACUGCAGUGAACCUCACUGUGUUCCUGGCAAGUACUUAAAUUCCACGGGUGCCUGUAUUCCAUGUAUGUUAGGUUUUUACAAGAGUAAGACAGGAAACGAUAACUGUACAGCUUGCAGUUCUAAUUCCACUACUCCAUCCAUGGGAUCCAUUUCAGCCUUAAACUGUUCCAAAGUGGUGUGUGAGGCAGGUGAGAAGAGAAUUGGCAGUAAUAACACAUGCAUGAAGUGUCCUUUGGGAUACUAUCAGCCAGAACGAGGACAAAGUGAUUGUAUUCAGUGUCUAACAGAUCAGACCACAGAACAAGAGGGCAGAAUAAACCAGGCAGACUGCAUCCCCAUUUGCCAAGUAGGAGAGGAAUAUGAAUCUUCUACAAAAACUUGCAAGCAAUGUGCCCUAGGGUAUUACAAGUCCGAGGUUGGUAACAGUAUGUCUUGCUCUUCGUGUCCUACUGGGAGAACAACACCCAACACUGGCUCCAUCUCUAACAGUAAUUGCACUGUUUCUGACUGUUCCAAAGGGGAAUUCCGAUCCUCCGUUAGCUCAGGGUGUGAACCAUGUGCAGUUGGAACAUACCAGGAUGAAAACUCCCAGACGUCCUGUAAGACGUGUCCCUCAUCCAGAAGUAUCACAGAAUCCACUGGGGCAACUUCUGAGAGUUUCUGUAUUGGAUUAUGUCCUGAUGGAAAGGAGUAUAAUAGGACUGGUAAAGGAUGUAGCGAUUGUCCCAAAGACUUCUACACCAACAAAACUAUCUCCCAGUUCUGUAUUAAAUGUGCUACAGGAUACAUCACUUAUGGGGCUGGGUCUUCACAGUGUGUCAGGAAUACAGGUUCUGUGACUGAACCUCCUACUCCUGAAAGAAAGACGUAUGUAUUCAGCCUUACAUACAGAGCCACAGUGGAUUGUGGUGAUACCAGUGUCCUGAAUGCUUUGUUGACGAACAUAAAGACAAAGAUAAUAAAUCGGCUUAAACAAUUGGCCAAUGUCUUUGCAAAUCUUUGCAAUAACUCAAAUACUGAUGCAUGUUUUGGAUCAAUAAAAAUAACACUUAAAGCAAAUGGAUGUAAUGCAGCACGCCGUAAAAAGAGAGCUGUGGAGUCCUCUGAUGUAAAUGUUCAGAUGGAAAUUCCAAAUUUAAGCCCAACAGUGACAGAUACUAAUCAGCCGUCAAAGGUUUUACAGACAGAAUCCAUGCUUCAGACGGAUUUAGAAACCCAGAAAGCAGAAUAUUCACCACCGAGCACAGAAUUAACAACAUCUGAUUUUGCUGGGACAGUUGUAACAUGUACAGAGGGAUCUAUAUCCAUUAACAACAAUCAAAAUUGUGAGAUGUGUAAAAUGGGAGCAUAUCAUGAUAUUGCCAGCAAUACAUGUAAAAAUUGCUCCAGAAACUUCUAUCAAGACCAGGCAGGACAGACUAGCUGUAAAGCAUGCCCAGCCUCUGUGAAUAUGUACACUUUGUCAGAGGGUUCAACAUCACAGACCCAGUGUGUGUCUGUGUGUAGUACAAACCCAAACUACUGUAUGAAUGGAGGGACAUGCAACUCUAAUACACUGAAUGUCUGGUGCAGCUGUAACGAACCGUAUUCAGGUCCCAAAUGUGCAGACAGAACAGAACAAACAUCAGACUCGCCUUACAUCAUUGGAGGAGCUGUAGGAGGGGUAGCUGCUGUAAUGAUGAUAGCCCUCAUCAUUGUAGGCAUUAUCAAAUGUCUUAGAAGGUCCAAAGACUCUACGCCUAAAUAUGAAAAAGAAGAACUGGACUACAAUGGUUAUAACUACAAUGUGCCUUUACAAAUGUACGACAACAGCUCUAAGAGAGGGUUUGUGCCUGAAUACGCACAUAUGAACGCAGCAUACAGGUACGAUGAACGAUUGAACGACUCCUUCUCCCGCGGAAGGCUCUCGCAUGGUGAUGAUAGCAGUUCAUAUCGAUGGCAGGAGGCUCGUGGAGAUUAUGAUCUUUGACAUCUUUUCAUCAUGAUCUGACUGCAAAUUUAUUUUUUGAUACAAUGUAUAUUCAUCAUGAUUAAUCAAGUAGUUUAAAACUGCAUAUAAAAACUACAUGUUUCCAUAGUUUAUUUCCAAGUGUGAAUGUUUUACAUGGCAAAAGUGAUUUUCUUUACCAUUGAUAGAAUUCAGUCUUCGUAAAUUAUUGAUGAAUCACUGCUGAUUUUCUCCCCAGUAGUUUAUUUUUUAUUAAUGUUUUUUUUUUUUAAGCUUGUGGUGUUUAAAGUAUAUUUUACAUCUUUUUCAUUAUAAUACAGUAUAGAUAUAUAUUGGGGAGUUUUGUGUGUGCAAUAUAUAGAAUCAAAUGUUAAUCUUGAAAUCAAAAAAAUGUCAUAUUUUUUCUUUAUUUUACAAAUUGACAUCCCUUUGCAGUGUUCAACAACUUAUUCAUUUAUAUUCUCAGAACUUCGCUUAUGACUUUAUCAUAUACUCUUUAUUUACAAUUAUCAUUUGACAUCGUAGCGAACAGUGUGACCUCUGAAUUCCUAUUUAACAAUCAAAUUUUGAAACGAAGCACACAUUUUGUUCCAAGUAUUGACUGUAUCUUUGAAAAUUCCAUGGCCAUCAUACUAUAUUGGAAAUUCAAGCUGUCAAAAAGUAUUUUAUUAGAAAGGAGGAAAAAGGUUUUAAACUGAAACUAAAUUAUAUUAUCUAAGGUUAAUUAACUGAAGUAAUUGACAGUAUUUAGAGGCCAUAGUUGUAUAUACAUGUACAUGUAUAUUUCUCAUCACUAAGCAGCCUUAUCUAAUAAGUGUGUCAUGUGAUGUCUUCAUUCAAUUUAUAUCCCCUGUAAUCUGCAGUUAUAAAAUUGUGGUAUGCUUGAAGGUGCCAUUAUUACUGUAUUGUUUUUGUUUUAUAGGUGUGAUGAUUUUAUAUUACUGGUAUAUAUAUUCAGAAAUAGACUAUUUCAAAUAUGCAAUUACGUAAUUUGUAUUCUUUUCCAUUGUAUAAAGCGAUUAUAUUUGAAAUAUACAAAAUAAACGCAAAAGGCAUGGGUUGCUUUUUAUAUGAAUUACA